Arachis stenosperma is the source of this 1253-nucleotide messenger RNA. RefSeq names its product vesicle transport v-SNARE 12-like. Gene Ontology annotation, cellular component: SNARE complex; endoplasmic reticulum membrane; ER to Golgi transport vesicle membrane. Gene Ontology annotation, biological process: intracellular protein transport; vesicle fusion; vesicle-mediated transport. NCBI's taxonomy places the organism in Eukaryota, Viridiplantae, Streptophyta, Magnoliopsida, Fabales, Fabaceae. The transcript is spliced from 5 exons. Bases 315 to 983 code for a protein of 222 amino acids. The record is from RefSeq and is a predicted model, not a curated record. Gene Ontology annotation, molecular function: SNARE binding; SNAP receptor activity.
GCGUUUUUGAAAACAAGUCCUUAAGUUCUUACCCCAUUUCCCUUUCACUCUUCCUCGGACCCAACAACUCAAACAACCACAACAACCACAAACGCGUCAUUUUUCAGAUCCUUCACUGCAUCAUCGUGAUCUUCACUCCCCAAAUCACUAGAUUCAACCUAAGUAAGUAAUAGAUUAAUCAAUCCAAACAAAAAUUCCCACUAAUUUGGUCUCUUCUAUUCCCGAUUUUCUUAUUCUUUUCCACUUUCCCCCAAUUUUAUUGAAAGGUGAUUUUUCUAUUUGCGGUCUUGUCUCAACAACAAGACAGCAUAAAGAUGAGCGAGGUUUUUGAAGGGUACGAGCGCCAGUACUGCGAGCUCUCUGCAAAUCUCUCUCGCAAAUGCAGUUCAACCUCUCAUCUUUCGGAUCAAGAUCAGAAGCAGCAAAGCCUUUCUGAGAUUAAAGUUGGACUAGAUGAUGCCGAUGUGCUGAUACGGAAAAUGGACCUUGAGGCUAGAAGUUUGCAGCCAAGUGUAAAAGCAAAUCUGCUUGCAAAGUUGAGGGAAUAUAAAUCUGAUCUGACGAAGUUAAAAAAAGAAUUUAAGAGGUUAACAUCACCUACUGCUGAUCAGGCUGCCCGUGAAGAUUUGUUGGAGGCUGGAAUGGCUGAUGCACAUGCAGUAUCUGCUGAUCAGAGAGAAAGAUUAACUAUGUCAGUGGAGAGAUUACAUGACUCGAGUGAUAGAAUCAGGGAAAGCCGAAGAACCAUGCUUGAGACUGAAGAACUUGGUGUGUCAAUCCUCCAAGAUCUACACCAGCAGCGGGAGACUCUCUUGAGCUCCCAUAAAAAACUUCAUGGGGUAGAUGAUGCCAUUGACAAGAGUAAGAAGGUCUUAACUACCAUGUCAAGAAGAAUAACUAGAAACAAAUGGGUUGUUGCAUCUCUGAUUGGAGCUCUUGUUUUAGCCAUAGUAAUUAUUCUACUUUACAAAUUAUCUCAUUAGCUAUUAAUAUGCUCAAGUUACGUCUGGAGGGAAGUGAUUCUUCUCUGCUUUCUGUUCUUGGUUGUAAAUAGGAACCCCUACCCUAUUAUCUUUCCAUUUAUUUCUGCAUUGUGACUUCAUGCUAUGCUAUGUUUUCAAUGAUAAUUUGCUUUUAUGCUCUAAAUAGGAACCACCAUCAUACCUUCAUGAAAGUAAUAUUGUUUCAUUAAGAAACUUUCGUGUUUCUUGAAGUAAUAUAUUUUUCCUACUAAUGUAUGUGACUAUUUUUGA